Molecule: messenger RNA, 1092 nt
Organism: Physella acuta
Lineage: Eukaryota; Metazoa; Mollusca; Gastropoda; Physidae
Product: proactivator polypeptide-like 1
Source: RefSeq, a predicted model, not a curated record
AUGGAGUUUAAGCAACAGUAUAUUUUCAUUAUUACUGCUUUGUUUUUGGUCAACUGUUCAGCAUUCGCUCUGGGCAAUGAUCAGGAUAAUGAAGGCUACUCAUUUAACAAAAAAGGGGGAUCACUGUGCUACGUGUGUGUGGCGGUGAUGGAACGCCUCGACUUUUUAAUCCAACAAAACUCUUCGCUAGAUUUGAUCAACUCCACGUUAUACAAUCUUUGUAACAUGACCACAGGCCUUGUCAAAAAUGAGUGCAUCAAAGCCAUCCCGUGGGUCGAGCAACAGCUCCAGUCGGGGUUUGAUCCCCAGGAGGCUUGUAUCAAACUCAUGUUGUGUAAUGCACCACCUAGGGCCUCCAAACCUGAGAAUGACGACGAUAUAAAGCCUGCAUCACUAAGUGAACCUAUAAGAAAAAUGUUACCGUUUAGUGGGAGUGAGAACAUUAUGCCGAAAAGAUCGAGUAAAAAAUGCAUGGGUGAAUUGUGCAUCGAUCUAGAUUGCGACCUGUGUAAACUGAUUGUGGCUGACUUAGACAAAGAACUAUUCAAUGACAAGGAUAAACUAUUGGCUUUCAUAGACGAGAUGUGUCAUAAAUUACCGCCCCCAGCUGACCAGAUGUGCUUGGAUUCCAUCAACCAGCAGUUCCCCGUCUGGUGGGACGAGAUCUUCCAACACAUCAUCACACCCGACGAUGUCUGCAAGUUCUUAAAGCUCUGCUCAUGAUACGCAUGACUGGUUCUGGUACACUGAUGGCUUACAUCUAUCAACAGACGGUUUAUAAAUAUCAACAUAUGAAUAAUAUAUAUGACUCACUUAUAUUAACAUUCGGCUGAAUAUAUCAACACAUGACUCACACAUAUCAACAUUCGGGCCACAUAUAUCGACAGAGGAUUCGAGUAUAUCAACACACGGCCCAUAUUUAUUAACAUUUGGCUCAAAUGACAACCGAAGGCUAUUACUGACUUCAGCAGAUGGCUAAAUCCAAGAUCGACGAAUAGAGGCAUCAACAGAUGGCUCAUACAAGCCUCUGCUGACGGCUCAUACAAAUGUCAAUAGACUUUAAAAUUUAUUCAAUAAGUUCAAAUGUAAAAU